Molecule: messenger RNA, 1430 nt
Organism: Amphibalanus amphitrite
Lineage: Eukaryota; Metazoa; Arthropoda; Thecostraca; Balanomorpha; Balanidae
Product: anamorsin homolog
Exons: 7
Coding region: 130-927 (265 amino acids)
Biological process (GO): iron-sulfur cluster assembly
Cellular component (GO): cytoplasm
Molecular function (GO): iron-sulfur cluster binding
Source: RefSeq, a predicted model, not a curated record
GUAAACAAAUGAUUGAUUGCGUACGCGAAGGACGUGAUUUGCGGCUUUUCACUUUGCUUUUAGCACUGGGCAGGGACUAGAUUUCGGAAAAGAUUUUUUUUUUAGAAACUAUCAAAGUGCGUGGAUACAAUGGAGACCUUGGUCGAGGCUGGACAAAAUGUUUUGCUUGUAUGGAGCGGACAAAUUGAUGCCGAAGAAAUGAAACAGCUUGCAGAAAAACUUCAGCAGAAGGUUGGCUCUGCUGGAAAAGUGGCUGUUGAAAAUGCUGAGCGACUGAAGAUGGCGGGUCACGCGGCGUCCAGUUUCGACCGGGCGCUGUCGGGUGUGGUGGGCGCCCCGCCGACCCACGAGGACGCCCUCCUGGCCGAGGUGCUCGGUCUGCUGCGGCCCGGCGGCGAGCUGCUGAUGCGCGACGCGCGCGGAGAGGCGGCGGCCCGCCGGCUCACCCUGGCCGGCUACACGGGAGCGGCCGCACGCGCCGAGCUCGGCGGCUACUGCUGCGCCCGCAAACCAGACUUCGAGGUGGGCUCGUCCGCGCCGCUGAAGCUGAACCUGCCGACCUCGGCUCCGCCGGCGGCGGCCGCUGUGUGGACACUCUCCGGGCAGGACGCGCUCGACGACGACCUCGACCUGGUGGACGAGGACGAGCUUCUGGACGAGGAGGACAAGCUGAAGCCGGACCCGGCCUCGCUGCGCGUGUGCGGCACCACUGGCAAGAGGAAGGCGUGCAAGGACUGUUCGUGUGGCCUGGCCGAGGAGCUGUCGGCCGGAAAACAGCCGGUCACCAAAUCAGUCACAUCAUCCUGCGGCAGCUGUUACCUGGGGGACGCGUUCCGCUGCGCCAGCUGUCCCUACCUGGGCAUGCCGGCCUUCAAACCCGGCGAGAAGAUCCAGCUGUCUCAGCGACAGCUGAACGCAGACGCCUGAGCGACCACCAGUCGGUGUGUGCUGCUUCCCGACUCCCGAGUCCCGACCCAGGGCUGGGGCGUCAGAAGGUGUGACCGGCUGUGCCGCAGUGGGGCUAGUUUCGGGCUGUUCUACACAACUGGGUGUGAACGGCAAGAUACAGUGAGCGAGUCUGACCGCCUGGUGAGGUCAGGCCGAGGUCCGUGGGGAAGCAGUGAGGUUGAACGGGUUCCUCAGUCAGUGGAGACGCUGUUAUGAGAGGGUAACAUCCGACACGAACCACGAUGCUUCACGGUGAUAGUGAUGAUAUUGCUCGGGGCAGUGAGUGGCACACUUCAUUAGUCUGCCGGUGGUUAAGGUUGAUGCCGGAGAAUUAAGUGGUAUAAUUAUUCACGUUCUGUCCAAAGUACACCAAUUUGUGCGUAUUUUACUGGACAUGGUUGAUCAAUGGACGAUUGAGGAGCCACAACGCGUACGCAUUUGUAUUUGUCAUAUCCUAGAACAAUAAUAAAUAACGAAUGGCA